AUGGAAAAGCUUCGCGAAAUAAUAAGUGAACGUAUUCACACAGAAAACGCGAUUGUGCGGGAAAUCCUUGCCGAAUUUAUUGGUACCUUCUUUUUAUUGUUUAUUGGUACUGCGGCAAAUGUACAGAAUGUGUUGGGUGGUGGUAAUAUAACAAGUGCACAUAUUGCGUGGGGUAUUGGAUUCACGUUCGCCGUUUUUCUUGCUGCUAAUGCUUCAGGAGGUCAUUUGAAUCCGGCCAUAUCAUUCGCUGCGUAUCUGCUUGGCAACUUGAGCUUCUUUCGGUUCGUGAUAUAUUCUCUUGUACAACUUCUUGGUGCUUUCUGCGGUGCGGCGAUUACAUUUGUUGGACACUACGAUGAUAUCCAAAAUUUUGAUAGCGGUAUUCGUUACGUUGUUGGCCUUAAUGCAACUGCGGGUCUCUUCACCACUUUUCCUUCACCACACAUGUCGGUUGUCGGAAGUCUUUUCGAUCAGAUAAUCGGAACUGCCAUUCUUUCCGGAAUGAUUUGUUUGAUAACGGAUCGUCGUCAAAACAUUCCGAAUCCAAUGCAGCCACUUUUGGCAGGUUUGGUGAUGACAAUGGUCGCAAUGACCUACGGAACAAACGGAGGAUUCGCAAUCAAUCCAGCUCGUGACUUUGGACCACGUGUUUUUCUUCUUUGUGUGGGUUAUGGAUGGAGCGUAUUCUCGGCUUAUGACUACUACUUUUGGAUUCCGAUCGUAGGUCCGAUGAUUGGAGCAUUGAUCGGUGCGUGGCUCUACAAACUGUUCGUUGGUCUGCAUGGCCUCGAUGAACAACUGGAUAUCAGCACCGGACCACCUUAUCCGAAGAUUGAUAAGGGUUACCGAGUCAGUACCAAUAUUACUGUUAUAUGA
This is a messenger RNA of Anisakis simplex (herring worm), 876 nucleotides long. Lineage: Eukaryota; Metazoa; Nematoda; Chromadorea; Rhabditida; Anisakidae. The record is from the annotation of a GenBank genome assembly.